GCUCCCGGCUCUUUUUCGUAAGACAGAAGUCUGCCUAAAAAAGCAGGAGGAUCCAGUCACGGAAGAGAGGCUUCACACCGAGUACCAGAAACAGCAGAACACCUCAUCACUUAUUCCAGAAAGGCUUCUUGGGAGAUAGGGGUUGAAGGCUGUCUGCUGCUGCCCUCUUGGACCCCAAAGCCUGCCUUAGAGGUCUGUGCGGCAGGCUGUGUUCCUCUGCGACUCGCCACUGAGCACCGCCCGGUGCCACUCGGUGUCUGCUGGCCCUGGGCUCCGCUGCCUGCUUUCUUGCCAUGUCUAACGAAGUAGAAACCAGUGUGGCUAACGGUCAGCCUGACCAACAGGCUGCCACAAAGGCACCGUCCAAGAAAGAAAAGAAGAAAGGCACUGAAAAGACAGAUGAAUAUCUCCUGGCCAGAUUCAAAGGUGAUGGUGUCAAAUACAAGGCCAAGCUCAUCGGCAUUGAUGAUGUGCCAGAUGCAAGAGGCGACAAGAUGAGUCAGGAUUCCAUGAUGAAGUUAAAGGGAAUGGCUGCAGCUGGUCGCUCUCAAGGCCAACACAAGCAAAGGAUCUGGGUCAACAUCUCCCUUUCCGGGAUAAAAAUAAUCGACGAGAAGACGGGGGUCAUAGAACAUGAGCAUCCAGUCAAUAAGAUCUCUUUUAUUGCCCGUGACGUGACAGAUAACAGGGCUUUCGGCUACGUGUGUGGAGGAGAAGGACAACAUCAGUUCUUUGCCAUUAAAACAGGACAACAGGCUGAGCCCUUAGUUGUUGAUCUGAAAGAUCUUUUUCAAGUGAUCUAUAAUGUAAAGAAAAAGGAAGAAGAAAAGAAAAAGAUGGAAGAAGCCAACAAAGCAGUCGAGAAUGGGAAUGAGGAGAGUCUGCUGAAUUUUGAUGAAAAAGCUAACAAACUGCAAUUGGGUGUUGACCAGAUGGAUUUGUUUGGGGCCAUGUCUACACCUCCUGACCUAAAUAGUCCAACAGAGAGCAAAGAUAUCCUGUUAGUGGAUCUAAACUCUGAAAUUGACACCAAUCAGAACUCUUUAAAAGAAAAUUCGCUGCUGACCAACAGCACUGCCUCCUGCUCUCUCCCUCCACCAAAGCGCCAGGCCUCUUUCUCGCCUGGCCAACACGCCUUUUCUGCCAAUCUCAACUUCUUCCCCACCCCUAACCCCGAUCCUUUCCGCGAUGAUCCUUUCACACAGUCAGACCAAUCGACACCCUCUUCGUAUGAUUCUCACAACUCUCCAGAGCAGAAGAAAGAGAAUUUGAGUCACUCGUCUCCUCCACUGAGUAAUGGGCCCCUGAAUGGGGGCGCUGAUUACUUUGGUCAACAGUUUGACCAGAUCUCUAACCGGACUGGCUCUAAACAGGAAGCCCAGGCGGGAGGUCCGUGGCCGGCAGUGAGAACUCAAAACAGGGUCUCUGAGCGAGAACAGGAUGGCUCCCACAGCCAAUCCUCCCCCAAUCCUUUUGUGGAAAACCCUCCCAAAGGACUGUCUGUGCCGAAUGGUGUAAAGCAGGGCUGGGAGAACUCUGUGCAGUCCUCAGCACAUGACUCCAUGGCCAUUAUCCCACCUCCACAAAGUACCAAGCCCGGAAGAGGCAGAAGGACUGCUAAGUCUCCCGCAAACGACUUGCUUUCAUCUGACAUCUUUGCACCUCCGGUCUCAGAGCCUCCGAGCCAGACGCCACCUCCAGGACCAUCUGCAACCUUACAGACCAGCCCUCUGGAUCUCUUCAAAGCCAGUGCUCCUGCACCAGCGGCUCCCCUUGCUGGUCUAGGUGCUGUGCCAGGGGCAGCCCCUCAGGCAGGAGUGUGGAACCCGACUUCCUUAGUCUUCAGUCAGCCCACUGCAGGGGUCCCAGGAGCCAUGCUGGGCAGUCAGCCUUCGGGCUACGGUCAAGCCAUUAUUUUUGCCAGUCCAGCUGUUCCCGGUUGGAACCGGCCUCCAUCCUUUGUGGCCUCCACAACCCCUUCAUCCUUUGUGGCCUCCACAACCCCUCCAGCCUCUGCGGUCUGGGGCCCGGCAACAUCUGUAGCCCCCAGCACGUGGUCAUCAGCAAGUCCUGUGGGGAACCCUUUCCAGAGCAAUAUGUUUUCACUUCCUCCUGUGUCUGCCCAGUCCCCAUCUGGCAUCUCCUCUCUCCUGGUCACUCCUCCUCAACCCCCUCCCAGAACGGCCCCUUCUAAGGACGUCCCCGGCGAUGCCUUUACGGCUCUGGACCCGCUUGGGGAUACAGAAGUCAAGGAAGUGAAAGAGAUGUUUAAGGACUUCCAGCUGCGGCAGGUGCCUGCCGUGCCCUCCAGGAAGGGAGAGCAGUCCUCUUCUGGGACGUCAAGCGCCUUCUGCAGCUAUUUUAACAGCAAAGUGGGCAUUCUUCAGGAGAACGCAGACCACGAUGACUUUGAUGCCAGUCAGCUGUUGAGGAAGACCAAUGAACCACCAAAGCCAACCUCCAGACAGGGCGUCCCUCCAGCCGCCAGUUGUUCUGACAGUGCAUUUGAGAACCCUUUCUACAAAGACGCGUUCAGCUCAUCUCAAGCCUCUAUGACGUCUCCACAACAUGGGUCUCCUGAUGUCCAAAAGGAUCCUUUUGGGAACCCUUUUGCUUAACUUCUGGAACUGCACACACACUGGCCGUUCGGAGGAACAGGAGGACUGGCCUUCCUGUUACUCAAGGACAGAGCUAAUCGCCAGACGCAUCUUGACCUCUGCGCUGGUUCUGGCUUUGACAUAUUACCUGCUGCCUUACUGUUUUUGCUAUAUCUCUCCCAUUCGUAAAAUGUCUUUCUGUCUAGGUUAGAAGCGAAACUGAAUCUAUGGCAUGAAAUAAAUUUUAAAAACUUAAAACUCCCUGGCUUAAAAUGUAAACGAUAAAAAAAAAAAUGUAAACGAUUGAGUUUCUCUGUUUGAACCCUCAUCUAGUGUGUUCCUAGAGCCUGCAAGGACAGUCAACCACCGACCCCCAGGAUUGGACGAUGCUGUUACCGCAACUCUUCAGAUCAAACUAUUUUGAAUAAAAUUUAAAACCCUUACUGUUCACAGUUGUUUGGAGGGGGGUGUUCUAUUUUUAGAACAUAAAGCCUACAGGCAGUCGUCCGACAAACCCCUUGUUCCAUCUUGUCCAGGUCCUCACAGAGGAUUUUUACAGUGAAGUAGUUAAACCAAGCUUCUCCUUGGGGCACUCUGGAAUCUGACACAACUCCGACGCUACUGAAAGAUGGCAGCUUCUCUCCUCUCAAGAUCACUUUCCUAUGAGAAGGCAAGAUCAUCUCUUUUCCCAUCUCUUGCUUGCUACUGUUUAUGAAAGAAGAGCGGCAUUCAUUUUUCCUCUUCAGUUUUUUUUUUCUUUCUUUCUUAACUCCUGAGCUCAGAUGCAUUCCCUCCCUUGCACAAGCAGCAGAGUUCUACAGGGCAAAAAAAAAAAAAAAAAAAAAAAAGUCUAAUGAUUCCCAGAGCAGAGGCCUGACUUCUCAGUAAUGGAUAACCCCAGUAAGCAGCAUUGUAGAGGGCACAGAUUUGACCCUUCUUGCGGAAGAAGAGGCCAUCCCCUUGAACGGAGGUUCUGGGAGAGCAGUGUCUGUUCACGAAAGGCUGGACUCAGCAGUGAAGGGCUGUGUUCUGCAGAGCAGCGCAGCACGAGGCUAAGUGAACGUGCCGGACGCACCAGGUGCUUAGCCAGAGUCACGCGAGGCCUUUCUUGAACAACUGGGAAACUUGGUGGAAGCCACAAUCUCGUAGUUAGUAGGAAGAUAGAGGGGAGGGGAAAUGCUGGGGUGGGGGGAAAGCAAGCAUUUGGUGUUACCACUUCACAUCUAUUGUCUGUGAUGUUUUUCUCCUGAAGACAUUAGAGGACAUUUAAAGAACUGUUUGGAAGGAGACUAAAAAGAAUGAAAAUUCAGACUCUCCUCCCUACCUCCCAGUCUUGGCCCAUCCAUAUCUCCCGGUUUUUAACCUAAGAAACUCUUCUGUUGUUAGCACAGGUCUGAGGGUAUUGUUCUUCCCAAAAUGAGUUUUGUCUUGUUGCAUUUCUGUGUUGGAGAUUUCAGUGUUGUCUCCUGACCGUACUGCUCAGGUUCUUGUGGGAAUGAGUCAGCCACACACAAUGUUACCUUUACGUGGAAGAAGUCUGCUCAGGCUUAAGAGAGACGGUGGCGACGGUGGCCUGGUGCUCCUCUGUUAAUGAUUCCCAAGUGUUCUAAGCUAAAGCCCUGUGGUUCUAUGCUUUAUGGUUGAUCCUGUAUGACAUAAUUAUCCAUCUGGAUUUUUACUCCCUCUUAUAAACCGAGACUUGAAACAGUAUUUUAUAUGUCCAGAAACCUACAUAUCCUAAACUGGAGGCAAUUAUUUCCACAUAGCUGAAUUUUUGAAAGUAGCUAAUUUUUUUUUUAACAAAACCAAUCAGCCACACAAUUAUUUUGUACAUACUUGUUUUCUUGUGCACUUUUCUGUAUGCAAAUAAACCUACAAAUUUACGCAUCUCAAUAAACUGGAACAAAAUG
Erinaceus europaeus (western European hedgehog) is the source of this 4507-nucleotide messenger RNA. It is a transcript of the gene DAB2, whose product is annotated as DAB adaptor protein 2. Gene Ontology annotation, biological process: negative regulation of canonical Wnt signaling pathway; receptor-mediated endocytosis; positive regulation of endocytosis. The record is from RefSeq and is a predicted model, not a curated record. NCBI's taxonomy places the organism in Eukaryota, Metazoa, Chordata, Mammalia, Eulipotyphla, Erinaceidae. The transcript is spliced from 16 exons. Gene Ontology annotation, cellular component: plasma membrane. Bases 294 to 2618 code for a protein of 774 amino acids.